AUGGAGAUCUGGCGCUACCACCCUGACGGCUGGCACGAGCCAAUCCUCUUCACUCGGACACGCGGGCGUGGUGGACGCAGACGUGACGGUGAGGCCAUCUACCUGGGGCAUGGCGUCGGCGCGACAUUUCACGUUCCCCCAUACCAACGCCGCAGCCGUCGUCGAUCCCCACGACCCGCACCCUGGGACUAUGAUAACGACUCCGACUAUUGGUCCGACGACGACGACUACAGCAGAUACCGACGAGGCAUCAUCAACAACACCAACAACCACUUCACCCGCAACAACCCCGCUUCCUUUGCCCGUGCCCUCGCCAACAAUCGAGUCGUCGUCAACAACAUCUACAGAUCACCAAGGCAUUAUUACUGA
Fonsecaea nubica is the source of this 369-nucleotide messenger RNA. RefSeq lists its product as hypothetical. Lineage: Eukaryota; Fungi; Ascomycota; Eurotiomycetes; Chaetothyriales; Herpotrichiellaceae. The transcript has 2 exons. Bases 1 to 369 code for a protein of 122 amino acids. The record is from RefSeq and is a predicted model, not a curated record.